Oncorhynchus kisutch (coho salmon) is the source of this 3383-nucleotide messenger RNA. RefSeq names its product procollagen galactosyltransferase 2. Bases 249 to 2021 code for a protein of 590 amino acids. The transcript has 12 exons. The record is from RefSeq and is a predicted model, not a curated record. Lineage: Eukaryota; Metazoa; Chordata; Actinopteri; Salmoniformes; Salmonidae.
GCCCGUUAAAAUGUGCGGAAAUAGUAGCCUACUAUAAGCAAAUAGUUACAUUGUAUCAUGCAGGUGAUACAAUUUUCUCACAGGGCUUUUGGUGCGGAAGUUGUAAUUUAAAACCUUCCACCGAUACUGCCAAGGAAAGAGAUUCAUCUUGAGGGGGGUUUAAAAUUGAGGAAAACACCAUUUUCCUUAUUGCUGACGCGGACUGGGAGCUGUAGCUACAUGCAGUAGCUUGGACUGCUACAUCCACCAUGUUUCUUUGGGUUUUAGUUUUAGGGGCCUUCGUUUCUAGAUCAGAAUGUUACUUUUCGGAGGAGAAAUAUCCAGAAGAAUCGAAAAUGCAGCCGCCAACGGUUGUUAUUGCGAUCAUUGCUCGGAACGCGGCGCAUUCCUUGCCUUACUACCUCGGAGCAUUGGAGAGACUGAACUAUCCCAAAGCACGCAUUUCUGUUUGGGCAGCGACAGAUCACAAUGCUGACAACACUACAGCUGUUCUGAGAGAAUGGCUGACAGUCAUGCAACAGUUUUAUCACUACGUGGAAUGGAGGCCUAUGGAGCAUCCUACGUCCUACCCAGGAGAGAUGGGGCCUAAAUACUGGAGCAACGGCAGAUAUGAAUACCUGAUGAAACUUAAACAGGCUGCUCUCAACUUCGCCAAGACACGCUGGGCUGACUACAUACUGUACGCUGACACAGACAACAUCCUGACCAACCCAGAGACUCUGAACCUUCUGAUAGCAGAGAACAAGUCUGUUGUGGCUCCCAUGCUGGACUCUCAGGGAGCCUACUCCAACUACUGGUGCGGCAUCACUCCCCAAGGUUACUACCGGCGUACAGCUGAGUAUUUCCCCACCAGACAGCGCCACCGGCUGGGCUGCUACCCGGUGCCCAUGGUCCACUCUACCUUCCUGCUGGACAUGAGGAAGACGGGUAUGAAGAAGCUGGCCUUCCACCCUCCUCACCUGGACUACUCCUGGCCCUUCGAUGACAUCAUCGUCUUCGCCUUCUCCUGCCGCGUCUCAGAGGUGCAGAUGUACCUGUGUAACAAGGUGAGGUAUGGUUACCUGAACGUCCCAGCCAAGCCUCACCACACCAUAGAAGACGACAGCAUCAGCUUUAGUCAUCUCAUCCUGGAGGCCACCAUCGAUGGCCCCCCCAUGGCCCCCUCCAAAUACGUGAGCCUCUUCCCCAAACAGAGAGACCUCAUGGGCUUCGAUGAGGUGUACCUGAUUAACCUGCGGCGUCGUCAGGACCGUAGAGACAGGAUGCUGUAUUCUCUCAAUGAGCUGGAGAUAGAUGUCAAGGUGGUGGACGCCAUCGAUGGAGGAGCUCUGAACAGCAGUGAUAUAAAGAUUCUGGGAGUGGACAUACUGCCUGGUUACUAUGACCCGUUCUCUCGCCGUACCCUGACCAAAGGAGAGGUGGGAUGCUUCCUGAGUCAUUACUACAUCUGGAAGGAGAUGGUAGACCAGCAGAUGGACAAGGCGCUGAUCUUUGAGGAUGACGUGCGUUUCCAGGCCAACUUCAAGCGGCGCGUAAUUCGUCUGAUGGAGGAGGUGGAGAUGGUGGAACUGGACUGGGACAUCAUUUACCUGGGCCGUAAGCAGGUGAAGCCAGGUGAUGAGGAGGUGGUGGAGAACGUGAGGAACCUGGUGGUAGCAGACUAUUCCUACUGGACCCUGUCCUAUGCCAUCUCUCUCCAGGGUGCCCAGAAACUGCUCAACGCUGAACCCCUCUCCAAGAUGCUGCCCGUCGACGAAUUCUUACCCAUCAUGUACGACAAACACACCAAUGAGAACUACAAGUCCCACUAUCCUAACCGUAACCUGCAGGCGUUCUCCACACGCCCCCUACUGGUGCAACCAGCCCAAUAUGCCGGGGACCCCAAGUGGGUGAGCGACACAGAGACCUCCACGUUGUGGGACGACGACAACGUGCGAACAGACUGGAGGGGCUCCCACAAGACGCUGAAGGGGGCUCCCCAACCCGACAUGCUGCAGACGUCAUAUAAAGAUGAGCUGUAGUCCAACCAUAUGUAUUCAUGCCUGAUUCACACUGCACAGCCAACCCCAUCCUUACUGCGCUGACUUGGAUAUGGUCUGUUCACGUUGUUCUUUUACAGCACGGUUCCAAAAACAACUGUGGAUGCAUAACCAGGCAGGUAGUGUUUGGUUUGACUCGGUAGUGUGAAAAGGGUUACUGGUUAUGGUGUCACUGCUGACUGUGCCAUUCAUCAGCGACACUUCAUUUCUCACUGUAUAAUUGGCCAUGUUGUAUUUGGUACGUCGGUCCAUAAUCACUGGGAGUGACUGAAUAUACAGACAGCAGUGAUGCUGGCGGAGGCUCUAUAGACUUGGUCAAGUGCCCCAAGACCUGAUUUCAAAGUGUGUGUGGGUUUGUUUGUGUGUGUUCAAAUCAAGUGAUGCAUGUUAGGAAUGGCAGCGUUUAUGGAAGGACACUCCUAUACUGUCAGACACCUUCAAGGGUUGGGGUCAAUUUCAAAUUGAAGGCAUUCAAUUCAGGAAGUAAACUGAAAUUACAUUUCAAUUAUGAAUCAUAUAUAUAUAUAUAGCACAGUUGGGGUCAAUUCCUAUUGAAGCCAGUCAAUUCAGGUAGUGAAUUGAAUUUAAAAUUAAUUAAAUAAAUAAGCUUCUACUUUUCAGUUUAUUAAGACGUGAUUGAAAAAAAUAAAAUAAAAUAAAUAAAUAAAUAUAUAUAUAUAUAUAUAUAUAAUCAAUAGGAAUGACCCCAACUGUGCUAUUGUGCACUGCAGAGCACUCCAGGGCCUGGGUGAGUGACCCUCGCUGUACAUCUAGUCACUGGGCGUCAGAAAACAGAAAUACAGGAGGAAACCAUUCUCUUUUAUAUCACAUUCUACUCAUUCUGUGUGGUAAUAUGUUAGGAGCAGUGUCUCUCUCUAGGCCUGACCUCAUGGUAGACUUACACCAGAUCAACAGUCCAGAGAGAAGCCUGCAAACCAUAUUCUCCUGACAUCAUUGAUGGUGUCAGUUGCCACGACAAUCAAGUUACAUUCUGACUGAGCUCAUCUAUAUUGGUUUGUGUUGAUGUAUUUUGUCUGUGUACAAAUUCUAUUAUUUGUACAAUUCAUAUGGACAGUUUUCCUAAUUUAUUUCUAGCAUUAUAUUGUGCUUUUUGAAUGCACAGUAUUAAACCCAAGUGCAAUGUCUUAAUUGUAGUGAAAUUCCCUCUUUGUCAAAUAAAUGACUAUACUGUACCUUGAUGCCAAGCAACUUUGAAGAUCAAAUGUUUUUCAAAAGUAGCACAUUUGGCAGAAGCUUUGUCAGUGCCAAAACUGUUCAAAGAUGGAUGUGACAAUGAUGUAACUAACUUUAUACAUGAUUAAAAAUCAACUUUUUCAAUUUUUA